Aspergillus brunneoviolaceus CBS 621.78 is the source of this 1968-nucleotide messenger RNA. RefSeq names its product asparagine synthetase B family protein. The record is from RefSeq and is a predicted model, not a curated record. Bases 1 to 1968 code for a protein of 655 amino acids. Gene Ontology annotation, molecular function: asparagine synthase (glutamine-hydrolyzing) activity. Lineage: Eukaryota; Fungi; Ascomycota; Eurotiomycetes; Eurotiales; Aspergillaceae. The transcript is spliced from 7 exons. Gene Ontology annotation, cellular component: cytosol.
AUGUGUGGACUGACGGCGUUCUUAGGUCUGAACGGAGUUGAUCGCGAUGAGAGCACUACUGUGUCUUCCCACAGGCUGGCAUGUCAGAUAAACGACAAUCUAGACUUGGUCAAGCAUAGAGGUCCUGAUGCGCGUGGCCAGUGGAUCAGCCCUGACACUCGAGUUGGCUUCGGGCAUGUACGCCUUUCAAUCGUUGAUCUUAGCCCAGCCGGAAACCAGCCUUUCCACAGUGAAGAUGACACUAUCCAAGCCGUCGUCAAUGGAGAACUUUAUGACCACGAGCGAAUUCGAAGUGAGCUAGCUAACGAAUAUGAGUUUGUUAGCAAGAGUGACUGUGAGAUUGUCAUUGCCCUAUACCACCGUUAUGGACUGUCAUUCGUCUCUCACUUGAGAGGAGAAUUCGCUUUGGUACUUUGGGAUGCGAAACACAACCGUUUUAUAGCUGCGCGAGACAGAUAUGGCAUCAAGUCGCUCUAUUAUACCAUCAUCGAUGGAAGGCUUCACGUCGCAACUGAGAUGAAAUCUUUCUUGCCAUUUGGAUGGGUUCCAGAGUGGGACAUUGCCAAUCUUAAAGGAGUGGGAUGGAUGUAUGGAGCGAAAAUGUACUUCAAGGGAGUGCAUCGUAUCGAACCUGGUCAAAUGCUCGUGAGUGACAAUUUCCAGCCAUUCGAAUUGCAGACAUACUGGGAUUUAGAGUAUCCCGACAAGGCGAGUAAUAUCCACUCCCAGCAGACUAGGCUGGUAUAUGAAGGCACCGAAGCUGAGGCAGUCGCUCGAGUGCGAGAAUUGCUGCUCGAUUCGGUGCGGUUUCGACUUCGCGCCGAUGUGGGUGUUGGUGUGUUCCUGAGCGGCGGGCUGGACUCGUCUGCAGUUGCAGGCAUGACAGCGCAUCUGAUGAAGCUAAGCUGCUUCACGGUGCAAUUCGAGAAAGAGUCGGGGAUCGAUGAGUCCGAUAUUGCUCGGCGGACUGCGAAGUGGCUUGGAGUGGAUUUCCACGCAGUGUUGCUGGACGAAGAGACCAUCGCGUCUCGACUGGAGGAUACAAUCUGGUACACGGAAACGCCGCUCCCUGAUGUGGACGGGAUGGGUCGACUGGCUGUUGCAGAGGCCGCUCACAAUGCAGGAAAGAGAGUUGUUCUCACCGGCGAAGGAUCAGACGAACAUUUUGCAGGAUACAGUGACUUGAUGUGGAGCUAUUUGAGUGAGCCAGACCAAGCAUGGCCCGCAUCUUUACUAGCCGUCAACGGCAGCCGAGAAGAGAUGGAGGCUACCGUCAAUCAGAGAAUGGCACAAGCGGUAGCAAAAGUAACCGCCAAGUCAGGGACUGAACAUAGUCUCAGCCACACCUCUAUAUUUCCAGCACUUGCUUGGUUCAGUCAAUUACCCUUUCAGGCAUGGACAGAGAAAUACACCCAAGGUGACCCAGAAUUGUCCUUUUUCCGAAGCUUUCGUGAGAAGACUAUCAACGACAUGGAACAGAAAUGGCACUCGCUAAAUUCAUCUCAAUACGAGUGGACCAAGUCAAUGCUGGCAAAUGGUAUUCUUCGAUAUAUUGGCGACAAUAUAGACAUGGUUUUUCAGGUGGAGACGCGGCCACCGUUUCUCGAUCAUCGCCUCACAGAAUAUGUGAAUACUAUACCGCCAAGUCUAAAGAUAAGAUAUGAUCCAGAGAGAAAGAUCUUUCGUGAAGAGCAUGUUCUUCGCGAAGCCAUGAGACCAUUCAUCACCGAAGAGGUUUCGAAUCGCGUGAAGCAACCAUAUCUUGGUCCAACUAAAUACAAGGAAAAUGGACCUGUGUAUCACACUUUGAAGCGGUUACUUACAGAGACCAAUGUUCAGAACCUGGGCUUUGUUGACUGGGGCAAGGUCCAACCACACCUUCACACGCGCAUUUUAAGUACUCUCUUUGCGGCUCAACUUGUGGUACUGGCCCAAAGAUUUGGAGUAAAACCGGCAAGCGCGAUUUAG